Pristis pectinata (smalltooth sawfish) is the source of this 1322-nucleotide messenger RNA. Its product is annotated as cytokine receptor common subunit gamma-like. The record is from RefSeq and is a predicted model, not a curated record. The coding region runs from base 148 to 873 and encodes 241 amino acids. Gene Ontology annotation, cellular component: external side of plasma membrane; membrane. The transcript is spliced from 7 exons. Gene Ontology annotation, molecular function: protein binding; cytokine receptor activity. Lineage: Eukaryota; Metazoa; Chordata; Chondrichthyes; Rhinopristiformes; Pristidae. Gene Ontology annotation, biological process: cytokine-mediated signaling pathway.
UCAGCCUUUGUUCUACUUCUAUGCUGAAAAAUUACAUUCAUAUUAAGGUCAUCCCAAUUAGGUGUUGUUUACAAAGUUCAUAAUUUGAACUGCGGACAGAUCAUGUAUUGAAGGAGAGUGGGAAGUGUAAAUGCGGUACGUAGAAGAAUGAAAUCACCAGGAGUGGAUUUGUCACCGGAGGGCAGCUAUGUGAAUUGCAUUGUCCACAAUGAGGAAUUCAUGGAGUGCACAUGGACCCACAGUGAAGGGGAAGCAAACUACACCCUGUACUACUGGUAUGCCUCAAACCCAGCAGAGGAAUGUAGGAACUACAUUCAGCAGGAUGGCUAUAACGUUGGGUGCAAUUUCUCAGCCGAUGAGAUUAUACAAUUCAAAGACUUCUAUGUUUUCAGAAAUGGAUCCAGUGACUCAGGACAUAUUUCAAGAGCAGGCCAAAUCUUUCACCUCCAGGACCAAGUGAAACCCUUUCCUCCUGGGAACCUGGUCGCGAAUGCCAUGGAAGACAAUGGGCUCCUCCUGCAUUGGGAUGCUCCGAUGCCAACAGAGAGGUGUCUGGAGUAUGAAGUCAGGUACCGGGAAAACACCAAGAAUUGGCAGAAAGCAUCAGUCUCGAUGCAAAGGAACUUUAAAUUGGCAAGUGUGGAUCCAGAGAAGUUCUACACCUUUCAAGUGAAAAGCAAGGUUAACAUCUACUGCGGCACAACUCAGCUGUGGAGUGAGUGGAGCCUCCCUGUUCACUGGGGAAAAUUUAACACAGAAGAUAAACAAAGGAGUUUCAAUCCAUUGGAAUUACUCGCUACUGUACCAGUUUUGGGUUUAUUCGUAUUGAUAAUAUACCUAAUACAUAAAAGGAAUCUUAAAAUGAAAGUCUAACAAUGAGUUUCAAAGUGAUCACUUCAAAUUUCCAAAGGAUGGAUAUUGGCAUUAAAGAUCAACAAUCUCUUGUCCAUGUUUAUGGUUCAGAGGGCCAUUGCUUCACAUGAAAGAUAUUUACAACUUAAAAACAAUGAUGGCAUCACUCCUACACAAUUACUUUAUUUCCACAAUGAUGCAUGCUUGUAUUUUAACCCCAUCUGCACAGCAUCAUCAGCUUUUUGGUCUAACAGAAACUUGUCUAUGCUCCACAGGGAGUUGAAAAUGAAAGUUCCAGUGUCAGUUAUCUAAAUCUUUCAGUGAUUUUUGCCCAAGCAGUGCAUUUACUUGAAGGGGUCAAUAUCAUCUCUCCACCAGUUUAUACAGCUUCAGAAAUAAAAAAAAACAAUGUGCUAAUGUAGCAAUUAACUAGUAAUGGAAUCUAAAUAAAUCAAAUGCUUUUGCUUCUG